AAUGUUUACCAUGAAGUGUUAAAGCUGCCAUUUUCUUCAACUCCUGUGUCGAUUGAGGGUUUGCCAAUGCUGCUUGAGCUUCAAGACUUGCCAUCAUUUGUUGCUCUGCCAGAUUCAUAUCCUGCUAAUGUUGAGAUGAUCAUGAGGCAGUUUGCUAAUUUGGACAAGGCUGACUGGAUCCUUAUCAACACUUUCUACAAGCUGGAGAACCAGGUGGUGGAUACAAUGUCAAAAGUUUGUCCGACAUUGACAAUUGGACCAACACUUCCAUCAAUGUACUUGGACAAACGUAUUGAAGAUGAGGAUGACCAUGGCAUUGAUCUCCAUGAGGUAGACGCAUCUGUUUCUAUCAAAUGGCUUAGUAAUAAUCCAUCUGCAUCAGUUGUAUAUGUGUCCUUUGGUAGCAUUGAUAGUCUAAGCAACAAGCAAAUGGAGGACAUUGCAUGGGGGUUGAAGAGGAGCAAUUUCCACUUCCUGUGGGCAGUGAGGGAUUCUGAGAAAGGAAAGCUCCCAAAAGGGUUUGUGGAAGAAAAGGGCAACAUGGGAUUGCUAGUGAAUUGGAGUCCUCAAGCUGUGGGAUGUUUUUUCACACAUUGUGGUUGGAACUCAACAAUUGAGGCAUUGAGGUUGGGUGUGCCAAUGGUGACAAUGCCAGGAUGGAGUGAUCAACCUACGAAUUCUAAACUUGUUCAAGAUGCUUGGAAGGUGGGAAUUAGAGCUAAGGUUGAUGAGGAUGGACUUGUGAAAAGCGAAGAGAUUGCUUCUUGCAUAAAAGAAGUGAUGGAGGGAGUUAGAGGGAGAGAAAUGAGAAAGAAUUCCAAGAAAUGGAAAGAGCUGGCUAUUGAGGCUGUGAGUGAAGGUGGAACUUCUAAUACUAACAUCAAUCAACUUGUAACAAUUUUGCCCAACACCAAGUGA
Messenger RNA from Dovyalis caffra, 918 nucleotides. NCBI's taxonomy places the organism in Eukaryota, Viridiplantae, Streptophyta, Magnoliopsida, Malpighiales, Salicaceae. The record is from the annotation of a GenBank genome assembly.